Salvia miltiorrhiza (redroot sage) is the source of this 1056-nucleotide messenger RNA. Its product is annotated as partner of Y14 and mago-like. The record is from RefSeq and is a predicted model, not a curated record. The coding region runs from base 136 to 792 and encodes 218 amino acids. The transcript has 4 exons. Lineage: Eukaryota; Viridiplantae; Streptophyta; Magnoliopsida; Lamiales; Lamiaceae. Gene Ontology annotation, molecular function: RNA binding. Gene Ontology annotation, cellular component: cytoplasm; exon-exon junction complex. Gene Ontology annotation, biological process: exon-exon junction complex disassembly.
AUACUUAAAAAAAUGUUAACAAAAAACAUGAUAAUCAAGUUUUCCCUCUAAAAAAUAAAUUCAUAAACGAGUUAAAUGUAAUUGCAGAGACUGCCGCCACUGCGAAGCCAUUUUCGUUUUCCAUCUGAGAUAGAGAUGAACGGUGGAGGAGCUGAGGAUGCGGCGGAGUUGCACCACCAAACCCUAAAAGAAGGGGAGAGGAUUCUGGGGCCCACGCGCCGCCCCGACGGAACCCUACGCAAGCCUAUUCGCAUACGCCCGGGUUAUACGCCCCCGGAUGAAGUUCCUAAAUAUCAAUCCAAAGGUUCAAUGUGGAAGAAGGAGAUGUCGACGAUGCAAGAGGUGCCGCCGGGAUAUGAUCCGGUGGCGGAACCGAAACCCAAGUCGAAAUCAGCUAAGAGGAAUGAGAGGAAGAAAGAAAAGCGUCAGCAGGCUGCUCUUAACAAGGAUAAGGAUUCAGACCAAGAUGAUGAUCUGUCUGCUAAUUCCAACGAUUUGCCAGAAAAUGUGGAGUCGACUUCAUCAAAGAUGAGCUCUCUCUCUGUUUCCGAAAGUGCCUUGGCGGUUGCACCACCUACAGACUCAAAUUCAGAAGAUCAAGUUCAAGAUAUUGAUAAGAAGAUUCGAGCACUAAAAAAGAAGAUUCGUCUGACUGAAGCUCAGCAGCAAAAAACUCAGGAGGCAGACAUGAAACAGGAACAGCUGGAGAAGUUAUCCAAGUUAGAAGGUUGGCGCAGCGAGUUGAAGCUCUUAGAAGAUAAGAAAUCCCAACUUAGAGCAUCCAUUUCAUGAUGUGAUUCUUCAUUACCUACCUACUUCAACACAAAAGCCUGAACAUUUGCUUUCUCAAUGGAGCCUCAUUUAUGUUGAAUUACCCAACUGCCUUUCUCUUUUUUUUUUUAUUGAGAAUUCUCAUUUUAGUCAUUUGUUUCAUGAUGAAUGUUUAGAGUCAUAACUUUAACUUAUUUAUGUAUGCAUGCAUAUUCAAAUCUAAGUUUUAUUGACUUUGUAAUGCUCAAUUCAUAAAACAAAUAGUGGUGUUCACUUCUUUUUCCA